AUGGAACAGCUUCACAGCCUUCCAAGCAAUUACAGUGACCUGGCGGUAACGGGAGAUGACGAAGGGAUAUUUGGGGUGGACUCUCAGUUUCUUUAUGCUUUGAAACCACUGGACCGAGAAAAGCAGCCAUCCUACUCUCUGCAGGUGUCCUUCAAAGUGUCAGGGCAGCGCCAGCGCUUCACGGUGGAAGUGUGCGUCAUUGACAAGAACGACAAUGUGCCCGCGUUCAUACAGGAGAGCAUGAGGGGCAGUGUGCAACUGGGCCUGCUCAAAGGCAUCCCCUUCAUGCAGGUGGAGGCGUUGGAUCGUGACGACCGCAACACUGCCCACGCUGAGCUGCGUUUCCGCCUCAUGGAGCAAACCCCCCGAAUCCCCUCCCCUCAAAUGUUCUUCAUUGAUUCCAUCACGGGAGAGGUUUCCCUCACCGAGGACGGCGCCUCAACAUUGGACCCCGAGAUGUGCGGCAGAUAUAAACUCUCAGUGAUGGUCAAGGACAUGGCUGGAAAAUCCAACGCUUUCUUCACCACCGGCAUUGUCACCGUGGAAGUGACCGGGAAUACCUGGGCGUCGCCGGAUCCCGUACGCUUGCAGGAGAACCUCCCGGGCCCGUAUCCCAUCGCCAUCUCGCAGGCGAAAUGGAGGGGAAGCCAAGCAGAGUACAGUCUGGAGGGGGAGUUUCCAGAGAUGCUCUUCACCAUCAGUCGAGAGGGAAUCAUUUAUCUCAACGCACCUCUGGACAGAGAAACGCAAGACCAGUUCCUCGUCAGCAUUGUGGUGGAGCGCCCAGAUGGACGUGAGAUCGCCAAGCCGGUGGAGUUAAGAGUGAUGGUGGGUGACGCCAACGACAACAGGCCCACCUUUCCGCAGGCGCAGUACCACACCGUGGUCAAGGAACUGGCUGCUCGAGGGACGGAGAUCUUGACGGUUCAGGCGGCUGAUAACGACGACCCCAAGACGGAUAAUGUACGGAUCUUCUACCGCUUGGUUGGCCAAAUCCCAGAGAGCCCUCGCGCGCUAUUCAGAGUGGACCGGGACUCGGGCGUUAUCUCGGUCCAAGCGGACAGCAUGGAGGGAACGGCGCCGCAGUACACGCUCACCAUCACCGCUGAGGAUGCAAAAGGUCUGAACAGUUCAUGUACAGUGGUGGUGACAGUGCAAGACGAAAACAACAACCCACCAGUUUUCUCUCAACACGAGUAUGGACCCUUCCACAUCUCGGAAGACGCUCCGGUUGGCACCACGGUGACGGCCAUGCUGGCAGGCGAUGCCGAUGUUCGAGGAGGCGACAGCUGGCAAGUCAAUUAUCGUUUCGAGUCCGGAAACGAAGAGGAGGUCUUCUCCUUACUCACAGACAGGCUGACCAAUGAGGUUUCACUCGUCCUGUCAAAGGUCGUUGACUUUGAGCGCGAGAGUGAGUACAUCCUCGUUCUAAGUGCCCAGAACCCGGUGGCCCUGGUCCGGGGCCGCUACGGUCCUUCGUCAACGGCGACCGUCUCCAUCUACGUCGACGAUAUAAACGAAGGUCCGGUUCUAUCGCAAAGCCAUUAUGAGGUGACAGUCCGAGAGGGUGAAGAACCAGGGCGGGUCAUCGCCACCAUCCGAGGCUACGACCCCGAUUCUCACCCCAUCAGGUAUUCUCUUCAGGGCGACACCAAGAAGUACUUCUCAAUUGGCAAAUACUCGGGCGAGCUGAAGACUGUGCAAGCGUUGGACCGAGAGGAAAACAGCACGUACACCAUGGAGAUCAUUGCGGUGGACGGACGUAACUCCUCCUUAUCUGCCUCAACCUUGGUCACGGUGCAAAUUUUGGAUGUGAACGACAACAGUCCAGUGUUGGUGGGUGACUACUCGUGGAAGUACUUGUGUACCCCUCGCUGGGAAGACCAAGCGUUGGUGCUGGCCUCGCGGGACAGCGACGGGCCGCAGCACGGAGGAAGGCUCAACUUCUCGCUGAGGAGCGAUGCCACGGUGCGGCGCAACUGGAAGCUCACGCCCAUCAACGAUACUCACACCAACCUCUCCCUGAACACACCAUAUCUGGCUCCCGAGGUCUACACUGUGCCCUUCACCAUCUCCGACAGCAGCUCUCCUCCAAGGAGCACCUUCAUAAACUUACCGGUGACAGUGUGUCCUUGCAACAUCAGGGGCAACUGCAAAAUGCCAGCCAAGCCGCUGCAGGGCAUGCCAACCAUCCAGUCUGCGGUGGGCACUUUGCUUGGCACAUUUGCAGUCAUAGGGACCAUCCUCGUUGUUGUGUUUGUGCGACUGUCCUACCAGAACCCCAAGCAGCCCGCUAACGCAAGCCAAGAGCGAGUUCCUCUGAAAAUGUCCAUCUAAGCAUAAUCGUCACCAUCCCAUCCAUUGAUGGAACCAAUCCUGCUUUCCCAAAAUGAUGCUCUAAUUUCAGCGCUGAUGCUCUGUAGAGUAUUUGUGAGGUCGGACUUGUUUAGGUUUACCUGUGUUUGAGCCAUGAUGCUGUUUAUUCCGUAUUUAACAUCAUUUUAGGCGUAGUUGUUUACACUGCCGCCUUCUUUACACUGCAAAUAUGUAGUUUGUAACCAUAGUCACUGUUUCUUUUUGCUUCAUUCCUUUUCUUACACGGAUAACAACUUAUUGUAAAAUCAGAUUAAAAUAAAAGAAGGUUAAAUGAU
Messenger RNA from Syngnathus typhle (broad-nosed pipefish), 2651 nucleotides. RefSeq names its product cadherin 16, KSP-cadherin (gene cdh16). Gene Ontology annotation, biological process: cell-cell junction assembly; multicellular organism development; calcium-dependent cell-cell adhesion. Gene Ontology annotation, molecular function: calcium ion binding; cadherin binding. The transcript has 16 exons. Lineage: Eukaryota; Metazoa; Chordata; Actinopteri; Syngnathiformes; Syngnathidae. The coding region runs from base 1 to 2337 and encodes 778 amino acids. Gene Ontology annotation, cellular component: catenin complex; plasma membrane; adherens junction. The record is from RefSeq and is a predicted model, not a curated record.